Protopolystoma xenopodis is the source of this 357-nucleotide messenger RNA. NCBI's taxonomy places the organism in Eukaryota, Metazoa, Platyhelminthes, Monogenea, Polystomatidea, Polystomatidae. The record is from the annotation of a GenBank genome assembly.
CUUUGGUCAUGGUUUAAGCAGCUAGAGCGCAAUCAGACUGAACGCAAGCGCCAGUUGACAGCUCGUCUGGCAUUAUUAAUGUUUAAAGAAGAUGUUGGCCAGGUUCUUGCCUGGCUAAACCAGCAUGGUGAACCUUUUCUUCGCCGCCAGACGGCAGUAGGAAGAUCGAGUCAGCGCGCUGAACAGCUAUACAAUGCACAUAUGCAAUUUGAACAGGUGGCUGCUAAUACAUUGACAAACGCCGAUAAAUUGAUAUCUGCUGCUGACGAAUUGGCCGCUCAAGCUGAUGACCCAGAAGAAAUCUUGCAGGUAACGCUUGGUUAUACCUUAUUUAACAAUAUGUAUGUGCUUUUGUAA